This is a messenger RNA of Polychytrium aggregatum, 1163 nucleotides long. RefSeq lists its product as uncharacterized. Gene Ontology annotation, biological process: proteasome-mediated ubiquitin-dependent protein catabolic process; regulation of proteolysis. The record is from RefSeq and is a predicted model, not a curated record. Lineage: Eukaryota; Fungi; Chytridiomycota; Chytridiomycetes; Polychytriales. Bases 200 to 1054 code for a protein of 284 amino acids. The transcript is spliced from 2 exons. Gene Ontology annotation, cellular component: cytoplasm. Gene Ontology annotation, molecular function: ubiquitin protein ligase binding.
GCCACGCCCGCUCCUGAUUUGAUCCGUCUGUUGCUGCCGAACACGUGUCUUGGUCUUGACACAAUCAGCCAGCUCUGAUGCCUGUCUGGACGCUGUCCGCUCUUGCCGGCCACUGCCCCAAGAUUUCUCCUUCGCUCCCAUCCCGUCCCUCUAUCCCAUCCCUCCCUCCCGAUUCCGCUGCUUGUUUCGCCCAUUCGUCAUGUCCAGCUACCCCUCCGGACCAGGCUAUCUUCCCUGGCAGACCAACCCCGAGCUGGCCGACUGUGUCUUUGUGGUCGAUUCGCAAAUCUAUAUGCUGCAUAGCUCCGUCUUGACCACCAAGAGCAAGUAUUUCCAGACUCAAUUCGGCCAGGCGCCGCCUUCGGUGCAGCGGCCGUACCAGCAGCAUCUGCCCAGCACCAUCUCCGCGCCAUCAUUCGAAACCCUGCUCAAGUACCUGUAUGAAAACAAGUUUGAUCCUCCGGAGCCAGCGGAUGGGGCGCUGAGUCAAGGUGAUCGGCCAGAUCAGCAUCUCUAUCAACAUUCGUAUCAACACCAACAGCCGCUGCAGUCACCGCCGUCACAACUGCCACCACCGUCACAGUAUCAACAGCCGCAACAACAGCAACAAGCCAAGCCGCUGCUCUAUAGCGUCAGUGUCCCAAAGGUGUCGCACACCCCGAUAGCGCUGCUCGUGGAGCUGUAUGGCCUCGCGGCCGAGUAUCAGAUCGAGGACCUCCGACUCACCGUCGCCAAGGCCAUCGUCGCUCGCCUCAAUGUGGACACUGUCCGAGAGAUGCUCGUCAAGGCCCAGUCGCUCGGUAUCCAGCUGCUCUUGGACAUGGCAGAGUCGUUUGCUCGCCGCAACGGCAUGGUCCUUGUGGCUGGGCCGGACGACAUGGUCACCGAUUCCAAUGGCGAUGACCAAAGCACUUUGGCCGCUGUCGCUGCUUCGGGACCGGGUCGGCCCAGAGUAGCGGCUCCAGCCCCCAUUCUGGAACGCCGGACGAUCCGGCCGCUCAAGAAGGUUGCUCGGCCUCGGCUGGAGGAGCCGUCAUCAGAUAGGACGGGAUAGGAUCGAAUCGGAUGAGAUUGGAUCGGGUGAGAGAUGGGAUCGGAUAGGAUCGCGCCGGGUGUUCUCAAAGCCGGUGUUUGGAUGCGAUAGGGCGUGGAAUCGGGAUGGU